AUGGUCCUUCGAUCUGCUGUUAACACCGUUGCAAAGCGUGUGGCUUUGGCCACUGUCGCUCAGACUAUCCGUGCCACCAGUGUUCGUGGCAUGGCCAGUCAAACCUUGGAGCUUUCCAGUUUCUUGGAAGCCAAGAUUGGAGCUGCUUCUGGAUCUGAGGAUUCUGCUGUCAAAUACGCCGAGACUGGAUCCGUCAUUUCCGUUGGAGAUGGUAUCGCCCGUGUCUACGGUUUGAGCAAUGUCCAAGCCGGAGAGAUGGUUGUCUUUUCGGGAGGCCUUCGUGGAAUGGCCCUGAACUUGGAAGAGGACAAUGUCGGUGUUGUGAUCUUUGGUGAUGAUCGUGAUAUCUUGGAAGGUGAUACCGUCAAGCGUACCGGAGCCAUUGUCGAUGUUCCAGUCGGCCCUGAGCUUCUUGGACGUGUUGUCGAUGGUAUUGGACAACCCAUUGAUGGAGGAGCCUCUUUGGACUCUUGCAAGCGCUCUCGUGCUGAGGUUAAGGCACCAGGUAUCAUCCCACGAGAAUCCGUUUCCGAGCCCAUGCUUACCGGACUCAAGGCCGUCGAUGCCUUGAUUCCUAUUGGCCGUGGACAGCGUGAGUUGAUCAUUGGUGAUCGUCAAACCGGAAAGACCGCCAUUGCCAUUGAUACCAUUAUCAACCAAAAGACCAAGAAGGAACCUCUUGCCUGCAUCUACGUUGGUGUUGGACAAAAGAGAUCGACCAUUGCCCAACUUGUUGGUCAAUUGGAUGAACGUGGUGCCAUGGGCAACUGCAUCAUUGUUGCCGCUACCGCUUCCGAUGCUGCCCCACUUCAGUUCUUGGCUCCUUACACUGGAGCUGCCAUGGGAGAAUACUUCCGUGACUCUGGAAAGCACGCUGUGAUCUUUUACGAUGAUCUUUCCAAGCAGGCUGUUGCCUACCGUCAAAUGUCCCUGUUGCUUCGUCGUCCUCCUGGUCGUGAGGCCUAUCCAGGUGACGUUUUCUACCUCCACUCCCGUCUUUUGGAGCGUGCUGCCAAGAUGCACCGCAACCUCGGAGGAGGUUCCCUCACCGCCCUUCCAGUCAUUGAGACCCAAGCCGGUGAUGUCUCCGCUUACAUUCCUACAAAUGUCAUUUCCAUUACUGAUGGACAGAUUUUCUUGGAAUCCGAACUCUUUUACCAAGGUCAACGUCCAGCCAUUUCGGUCGGUCUUUCCGUCUCUCGUGUCGGUUCCGCAGCCCAAUACAAGGCCACCCGAUCCGUUGCCGGUACCAUGAAGCUCGAACUUGCCCAAUACCGUGAGGUCGCUGCUUUCGCCAAGUUCGGUUCCGAUCUUGAUGCCGCCACUCAACAACAGUUGAACCGUGGUGUCCGUCUUUACGAACUCCUCAAGCAAGGACAGUACGAGCCUUAUGAACCCGAGGAAGUUGUCGCCUCCCUUUUCAUUGGUGUCAAGGGAUACUGCGAUCGCGUCGAUGUCGAACACGUCGCAGCAUUCGAAGCUGCUUUCCUUGAGCACAUGAAGACUGCCCACAGCAAGGUCUUGUCUGAUAUUGUCGAUGGAGGAUACGUCUUGACUGAAGAGAUUGAGCAAAAAAUGCACGACAUUUCCGAGGCAUUCACCAGUGGAUUCACCCCCUAA
Molecule: messenger RNA, 1620 nt
Organism: Cylindrotheca closterium
Lineage: Eukaryota; Bacillariophyta; Bacillariophyceae; Bacillariales; Bacillariaceae
Source: the annotation of a GenBank genome assembly